Anneissia japonica is the source of this 711-nucleotide messenger RNA. RefSeq names its product perlucin-like protein. Lineage: Eukaryota; Metazoa; Echinodermata; Crinoidea; Comatulida; Comatulidae. Bases 1 to 696 code for a protein of 231 amino acids. The transcript is spliced from 5 exons. The record is from RefSeq and is a predicted model, not a curated record. Gene Ontology annotation, molecular function: signaling receptor activity.
AUGUUGGUUUUUAAGGGGUGGAAAGGGUACGGUUCAUCGUGUUACCUAUUCGAUACUACUAAGCAGGAUUGGGAUACGGCCACUGUCAAGUGCCAACGUGACUUGAAUGCAGACUUAGUUUCAAUAUCAGACAGGUUUGAGCAAGCGUUCCUUACAGACCAACUAUCAACAAUGAAGGGGUUGUACUGGACAGGGCUCAAUGACCGGAGCGCUACCGGAACAUACACCUGGAAUGAUGGUACACCUGUCGCAUACACCAACUGGGAUCAAGGUCAACCGAACAAUGGCGACGGCAAUUGUGUUGCCGUAAAGACCAGCACGCCAACUGGCUUUUGGGACGACCAACCAUGCCAGUCACAAUUUGGUGUGAUAUGUGAGAAAGUACGAGAUGGGUACACAAGGCCCCCUGUCAUGACAACUCAACCCUCAGAUGCAAAUUGCCUAGACGGAUGGGCUGGGUAUGGUUCAAACUGCUACAAGGUGAACUCUGUUGAAAAAGACAAGAUGUUAACUUGGGAGGAAGCAUUAGAAGGCUGUAGACGUCAGGGCGCAGAACUAGCUAGUUUUCACAGUAAUCCAGAAGAGGAGUGGCUAAAAUUAACAAUAACAGCGAACACGACAUACGGUAAUUUCUGGAUUGGACUAAAUGACCGUGACACAGAACAACGUAAACAUAUGUAUACUUAUUUUAAUUAAUUAUAACAAACUAUG